UAAGACAGCAUGCAGGGUAGGAGGAGAAAGAGGCGGGGUUUGGAAACCAGGAGGUUUACAAUUUGCAUAAUCAUACAUAUUCAUAACUCUCUGCAUUAUUAAUGAGGGUUAAUGUUCAGGGACGCUUCUAUGCCGUUGUCACAGGAGCAAUACAUAAACAUAUUUAACCACUCAGUCAUUCAACACAGAUUGUUUUUAUGGUUUGAAUGAUUAUUUUAGGGGACGUGCUGCAACAUUGCAAAUGUAUGUGUCACAUAGAUGACCAGCUAACUGUGCUCAGUGGGAGGAGCAUUAGAGGAAUGAACCAAAUGAACCAUCUAGAUCCAGGAGUGAGCUGAGAAAAGAAGGAAGCUGAAGCUUCUCUUCGGACCUUUCCGUUCCACCUUAAACGGUGCAGCAUUUAAGGUGGAGCGGAAAAUUCGAACAAGGAGCUGGCGAAUAGGGAGCCAACUAAAGCUUCGUGAGAAGAGAGAGAGAGAGAGAGAGACAGACAGAGAGACAGACAGACAGACACACGUUUUCAGUAGUAAUCGUCCUGCUGAGAGAGUGAAGGGAAAGAUCCAUAAACCCGUUUAAGUUGAUACUUUUCUGUUUUAUUUCCGGUCAGUUUUUUUUUUCUCGGUCGUCUUCACUGAGUCUCACUCCUCACUGCAGUGUUUACUCUAAAAGUUUACGACGGAAGUUCUGGGCGUUUUUGCUUUAGCUGAAGCGCUUCGUAGCCUGUUCACAACUGGGUAGAACCGGACCGGUGGUCAGUGAGGAUGUCCGUGCUCGCUGGGCUGUGCCUGGUCAGCCUACUGGACUUCACUCUGGGCUCGUGGCCGUGGCUGAAGCCCAACCAGGUGGAUGAAGGUCAGCCCAAAAGGCCCAAACAGCCCCCCCACAUCAUCUUCAUCCUCACUGAUGACCAGGGAUUUAAUGAUAUAGGAUACCACAGCACUGACCUCAGGACCCCCACACUGGACCGGCUGGCCGCAGAGGGGGUCCGGCUGGAGAACUACUAUGUCCAGCCCCUCUGUACACCCUCCAGGAGCCAGCUCAUCACGGGCAGGUAUCAGAUCCACACUGGUCUUCAGCACUCCAUCAUCAGGCCUCGGCAACCCAGCUGUCUUCCCAGGAACCUGGUGACUCUGCCACAGCGGCUACAGGAGGUGGGUUACUCCACCCACAUGGUGGGCAAGUGGCAUCUGGGCUUCUACCGGAAAGACUGCCUACCCACGCGCCGAGGUUUCCACACCUACUUUGGCUCCUUAACUGGAAGCGUGGAUUACUACACCUAUGGCUCCUGUGAUGGCAAGUCCCUGUGUGGUUUCGACCUCCAUGAUGGUGAAUCGGUAGCAUGGGGAAGAGCGGGAAAAUACUCCACUCACCUCUACACCCAGAGGGUGCGUAAAAUCCUGGCCACACACCAUCCGGACCAUCAGCCGCUCUUCAUCUUCGUAUCUCUGCAGGCGGUUCACACACCUUUGAAACCACCCAAGUCCUACAUCUACCCUUACAGAUCCAUGGGCAAUGUUCCUCGCAGGAAAUACGCCGCUAUGGUGUCCAUCGUGGACGAAGCCGUGCAUAACAUCACCUACGCCCUUCGUAAGUAUGGCUACUACCGCAACAGCAUCAUAAUCUUCUCCACUGAUAAUGGAGCCCAGCCGUUUACAGGGGGCAGCAACUGGCCUCUGCGAGGGCGCAAAGGCACCUACUGGGAAGGGGGAAUUCGGGCAGUGGGAUUCGUCCACAGCCCCUUAUUACGGCACAAACGGAGGGUAAGCAAGGCUCUCCUCCACAUCACUGACUGGUACCCAACCUUGGUACGGCUUGCUGGAGGCAACACCUCCCAGGACCAAGGGCUUGACGGGUACGAUAUCUGGCCUGUGCUUAGUGAGAACAAAGAAUCUCCCCGGAUGGAGAUUUUACACAACAUUGACCCUCUCCACCGGCGAGGACUCGGAUCCCAACAAGCAGGUCAAGGUCUGUGGGACACGGCUGUGCAAUCAGCUAUCAGAGUUGGAGACUGGAAGCUUCUGACAGGUGACCCAGGCCACGGAGACUGGGUUCCUCCCCAGGUUUUGACCAGUUUCCCCGGUGGCUGGUGGAACCUGGAGCGAGGAACUGGAGAAGGGAAGAAAUCCGUGUGGCUCUUUAACAUCACGGCUGACCCCUGUGAGAGGAAUGACCUGGCUGCCCAGAGGCCUGGCGUGGUCAGGAAACUGCUGGCACGCCUGGCGUCCUACAACCGGACAGCCAUACCCGUCUGCUACCCGCCAGACGACCCUCGUGCCAACCCUGAUGUGAACGGUGGAGCUUGGGUACCCUGGGUGGGCGACGAGGAGCAGGAGGGCAACUGGAAUGGCGUCUAUUACAAGAGGGGGAGGAACCGCAAGAGGAAAAAGUGCAGGCUCUGCAAAAUACGAUCCUUCUUCAAGAAGUUGAAUUCGAGGAUCAUGUCAAACAGGAUAUGAGGCACUGACACAUCUGCCUGGAUAUUGUUCAGCACCAAACAUUUACAAACCGUGCUCGGUGCAGUAGAACCAUCCAGGUGGGAUGGCUUAAUGAUGUAGAUAUUCACUGAUUGGUUUUAAGCUUAUUUACACCUCUCUUAAAAAUAAAGAGGUUCAGUGAGUGAUGCCAUAUAAUAAACACUUUCGGUUCCCUAAAGAACCUUUUAAUUUUUGUAUAGUUAUGUAGUUUAAAAAUCCUCCAAAUAAUGUAAAGAUUCCUGGAAGAAUCAUUUAAUUGGUACACUCUUAGCUAAAUUGGUUCUGUAUGGUACCAGAAUUAGGUUCUGUGACUUGUAACCAUAGCAAACCCCUUACUGGCGAUAUAUAGAACAGUUCUCUAACCAAAAUGUACAAAAGGUUUUCUGUCAUAGAGAAGAAUCACAGCACUUACUCAGUAAAGCCUCAGUAAGGGUUUUGCUAUUGCUACAAGUCAUAGAACCUUUUCUGGUACCACAUGGAGCCCUUUUUGCUAGGAAUGUACCAAUUGCAGGAUACCAAAAUGAUUUCUAUGACUUGUAACAACAUCAGAACCCUAACUAGUACUGAUCCAUUUUAUAUAGUUCUUUAAAGAACCAUAUUACACCACGCAGAGAACUUUUAAAGCAUUGUCACGGUUCUGUAAAUAAUGAUUGCCUUUACUAAAGAACCCUUGUAUGCCUUUAUGAAGGGUGUAUAGGACUUUAAAAGGUUCUUUUUCAAACAUGGUUGUUGAUUCUUUAGGGAAACGAAAGUGGUUCUGUGCCAUCGCUCAAAGAACCCUUUAUAGCGCCUACAUCCGAGUGAUGACAACAACUGCCACAAAUGUAUUGAUGCAGGUUGUCACUGACCCACUGCAUCAGUUUCCAUCACCACCAUAGUUUUAUAUCGGUACUUGCAAAGAACCCGUAUCCAUUCAGGCGAGUCCGUGCUGGAACAGAAGACGAGAGCUUUUAUUUUUCUAUCUGAGCCUUCGCCUCACUUUAGAAACGAAGACGAUUGUCUAAAACUGUUGGUUUACUGUGGUAAAAUACAGGGCUGUCUGAGUCACAGCUGGAGUAAAUAUUGUCCUUCCAGAGUCUGAGCAGCUACAUUAAGCAACGCUCAGAGAAGACAGUGCUGUAAAUGACUGGAGACAGAGCUCAACAGGGAGUUCUGUGACUGAACUGUUGUAUCAGAGCCAAUAGCAACAAUGUGAAUUCACAUUCAGUUCCUCCUGAGCACCAGUGGCGUCUGAUUUCAUGCUGUAUUUUGCACUCACACUUGGUGGACAACGUUAUUAUUGCACCUUUCGGUCUUCUUUUCUGAUACUGUUUACUGGAAACACAGCAAAAACAGCUGCACAUGCACUUAUAACCUCACACUGUACUGCGCGUCCCUGUAAGUUAUGACUAAAGAGGACAUUUGUAUAAACCCAGUUUCAAAAAAGUUGGGACAGCAGGACAAAUGGAAAUAAAAACAGACUGCAAUGAUGUGCAAAUCGUUUUCAGCGUGUAUUCAGUUGAAAGAUCUUUAAUGUUUCAACUAACUAACUUAUAUAAACUGUAUCUAGUAUCUUGUCAAGUGAAAUGCGUUUAAAUCUAGUCGAUAUAUCUAAUAUUUCUUAUUUUGAGAAUUUGGCUGGUUUCAAGCGCAUUUCUUAAAAAAAACAAUCA
Messenger RNA from Colossoma macropomum (tambaqui), 4126 nucleotides. RefSeq names its product arylsulfatase family, member Ib (gene arsib). Bases 762 to 2456 code for a protein of 564 amino acids. NCBI's taxonomy places the organism in Eukaryota, Metazoa, Chordata, Actinopteri, Characiformes, Serrasalmidae. The record is from RefSeq and is a predicted model, not a curated record. The transcript has 2 exons.